Tigriopus californicus is the source of this 10760-nucleotide messenger RNA. Its product is annotated as dynein axonemal heavy chain 12-like. Lineage: Eukaryota; Metazoa; Arthropoda; Copepoda; Harpacticoida; Harpacticidae. Gene Ontology annotation, biological process: microtubule-based movement. The record is from RefSeq and is a predicted model, not a curated record. Gene Ontology annotation, cellular component: dynein complex. Gene Ontology annotation, molecular function: dynein intermediate chain binding; minus-end-directed microtubule motor activity; dynein light intermediate chain binding. The transcript has 43 exons. The coding region runs from base 158 to 10705 and encodes 3515 amino acids.
AUACAAAACGAGCCAUCUUAAACCUCGUGCUCGAAUAUCGACCACGGUACUAAUCAGUUACUCGGAUGGCAUCUACUGUACAUAGGUUGGAUUGUGGAACAGAUUCGACAAGGUUUGGGCGAGGCAGCCCGGAAACUAGCGCAGAUCCUGCUUCAAAAUGUGGUUGACACUUAUCGGCGAGAGAACCAAGCGUAAGAAGCACUCACGUUUGGGCUCGUUGCCGAAGCCGGCAGAUCUUGCUUGUAUUGUAGGAGGUCGAUUUGAUUUCAGAAUUUGUCAAAGUUUCGAAGAUAUCAAGUACAUUGCCUUGAAGCCUCCCAAGUCUACCAAGGAAAUGAUCGAAUUGGGCGAGUUCAUGCUUACCGUCAAGAAUAAGAAGAUGAUCAGCCUCGAGGAGGACAUUGAGAACUCUAAAAAACAUCUUCUAUAUUUGAUUGACGUACAUAUCUUUUCCAAGGAAGAUAUUCAAUUGAAUACUCGAACUCUCUCUUGGAUGCAUAACAUUCGUCCGGUGUUCGAGCAAAACACCGAAAUCGUCGAGGAUUGCAAGGCCAAAUUUGAGGACGAACUUCAACGCAGAUCCGAAUGGAUUGCCAGGGAGGUACAUAAACUCACGGGACGUGUCCAGGAACUGGAGGAACUUGGUGAGCUCGAGUCCAUUCACCAGUACUCUCAAGAAGUUCGAGCCAUUGAAGGCAAAUUGAAGCAACUAGAAGAUACUGUGUGCUGGGUCAACGAAGAAGAGGCACUCUUCAAGUUUCCACAAUCAACCUAUCAUGACUUGGGAGACGCCCACAGCAUGGAGGCUGGCGAUGGAAAGAUGAGACAAAACAUCAGUCCGUAUGCCAGACUUUUUGGAACGGUUCUCCAAUGGCAAAAGGCUCAAAAGAAGUGGACUGACGGAUCCUUUUUGGAAUUGAACGCUCAAAGCAUUGACGACAAAACGCAAGAGUUUCAAGGUGAAAUGGACGAUCUGCAAAAGCUGUUCAAGUCCAAGUUCAAACAGCAAGCCUUGGACGGAGAUUCCAAGUAUGGGAAAAUGAAUUUGGAAGAUUCUAAUCCCAUGAAUUUGCCUCCGCCCCUGCGAAUUUGCGCUCUCACCAAUAUGCAAAUUAAAGAGUUCAGGAAAAACAUCCCCCUCAUUCGUUGCCUGUGCAAUCCCGGGAUUCGCAAACGCCAUUGGCUUCAAAUGAGCGACAUUAUUGGUUUCGAUAUCACCCCCAACACGGGCAGCUCUUUGAGAAAGGUUCUCCGCUGGAAUUUGGACCCAUUCAUGGAGAAAUUGGACUUGAUCAGUGUGGCUGCGUGUCGAGAACACGCCCUCGAGCUCUCACUUAAAACAAUGAAGGAGGAAUGGUCGGCAAUGUCAUUUCCUCUCAAGUCCAAAGCAACAGAGGACCAUAUGGAGGGAAUUCAACAGUGUUUGGAUGAUCAUCAGAUAGUCACUCAAAGUAUGAAAGGAUCUCCUUACUUCAAAGCAUUCGAAGACGAAGUUUGCAAUUGGGAAUCUCAGCUGGAACGAAUUCAAGUGUUUCUAAAAGAAUGGUCUUCCCUACAGAGUGGAUGGGCUCUGUUCUCGGAUUUUUUUGCCAUCCCCGGCAUCGAGAGCCUAGUCCCAGAAGAGGCUCAAAGGUUCCAGGAUGUGAAUAACCACGUCCAAACUAUGACGCAUUUCCUUACAAGCCACUCUAAUGUGAUUGAAAUCACAGAAACUGAGGGUGUUCUCGACCAACUGGUCGAAGCCAACGACUUAUUGGAUCAGGUUCGACAAGGCAUUCAGUCUUUCGGUGCGGAGAAGCAGAAGACCUUUGCCAGGUUUGGCUUGUUAGCCCCCCAUCAAACUCUUUUGCUCACUUGCAAUGUGUCGCGGGCUUUGACCGAGUCUCAAAAGGUGGUGUCCAUCCUCUUUCCCGGGGUUUAUGCUCUCGUUGAAAACGAAGAGAACAUCAUCUUUGGCGUGAGGAGCUCGGCGGGUGAAAGCCUCACCUUGACCACUCCAUUGGAUUUAGCGGCCUAUCCAGGACGAAUUGACCAGUUCUGGUCGCACUUGGAGCGCAUCCUUCGCGUGACAAGUAAGAAUUCGAUCCUGAAAUGUUUGGAUCUGAUGUGGUCGAGUGUCCCAGCCGACUACUUGGGCUCCUUUCCAUGCCAAUCUGUCAUCAUGGCCAAUGCCAUUAAGCGAACGGCCGAGGUCAGCGAGAGUAUCAAGGGAGGCCAAGAGACUCUCCGAGCUUUGAAGCAUCAGAUCAGCGAGGAGGUUGAUGGCCUAGCCCAGGCCCUUCAAAGUUCGAAUCUUGUCCAUUCCCAUAGGGUCAACGCCCAGUCGAUGCUGGUACAAAACAUGUCUUGGAACACGUCCGUUAUUGAGCUCGAAAGUCACAAUGCCAGAGGCGAGAAUGACUUCCAGUGGCGAACCAAGAUCAGGCACUAUUACUCGGAUGACUCCCUAUGGAUGGAGCUUUUGAACGAGAAACUCACCUACUGCUUCGAAUUCUUGGGCGACUUGGUCUUCCCACUCACUUCGGAGGCCUUCCAUCGUUCCACAUUUUCUCUGCUCUAUUUCUUCAACCACAAGAGUAGUCCCCUGGUUGGGGGCCAGCCCGCCGUGGGCAAGACCACACUCAUCCGCCAUGCAGCUGCUCUUUUGGGUCAGCCUUUGUUUAUUCGAACUAUGACCCGGGAGACAGGGUUACACAUGUUGCAGACGUAUCUAGACGUGGCCAUUGCAGUGGGGGUUUGGUUCUGCUUCAAAUCCGUGGACAGGGUAGGGAUGGACGUGCUGUCAACUUUGACCAGGGAUCUGAUGCAUCUGGAGUCCAAUCAUCGAUACAAGGAGAGCAAUGCCUUUUUCACAUUCACAAGCAAUCUGACUGGGUUGAAUGGACAAUAUAUGCCACAGACAUUUAGGCGUCUCAUCCGACCUCUUUGCGUGGUCCAACCCGAAUUCGAUGUCAUGAUCCGUCAGUUCAUCUUGGGCUUAGGUCUGCAAGUGCCAACUUUGAGAAAAUCUGACCAACGCCUGACCCAUCAAAUUGUAUCGCUAUUAAAUGCCGUGAACUCUAUGCGAUACCCUGGCACUGUUCUCAAUUAUGAUUUGAAAAAUUUGAAGAAAACGCUCUCACUGUGGAAAUCCUCGGGAUCUGAGUCGUCCCAAGAUUUGGCAGCUAUUUUCUUUCGGUAUUCAAGAUUCACGUGCAGUUUGGAUCAAGAGCGGGCUUUACUUUUCACGAUCCAGAAUAUCUUUGAUUGGUCAUCACCCGAGACGUGUCGGAGUCAUGUGAUGAGAUCUGAUGUCUCGGAAAGGAUCAUUGAACUGGCCAAAAAGCUUGGGUUGACCUUAAAAGAAAGUGUGCUCGGAAAAAUCGAGAUCAUCAUGGAAAUGUUGCAGAGCAAUCGGGCAAUCAUCCUGAGUGGGCCUUCCAUGACUUGUAAAAGUCUCAUCCUUGAGCUGGCUUGUAAGUUAUCGAAUAUUUCGGAAGUAGAGCACGUCUAUCCGAAUUGCUUCAGUAACGAUUAUCUCUUUGGGCAUUAUGACAACAUGAACAUCUGGCACGAGGGCUAUCUACCAAAGAUACUCAAGACCUCAAAAGACAAGAGUAUGGUGGUUUUCCACGGUCCAUUGCAAUCGUUUUGGACGGAUCAUGUUGAACAGCUCCUGGAGGAACGUCAGCUCACCUUGCUCAACGGGGAACAACUCAUUCUAGACGUGGGCAUUCGAGUAGCCUUUGAAACGACAUCAAUGGUGGACUGUCCGCCCUCCUUGCUGAAUCGUUGUUUCUUGGUCCGGGCUCAGCGCCAGGAUUCAUCUUGGCAAAUGUUGUUUCAACAGUGGUUCCAAGAAAAGCACCUGGAGGCCUCAUCCGAGCAAAAGUGGCGACAAGACAAUGACGAAACCAUUCAGGACCUGUUUGAUUGGUUAUUGCCUUUCGUAACUCGAUUCAUGAAUACUCACCUAAAGGACCUUCCCUGCGUCAAUCUUUCACUCUUCCGGCAAUGCUUGCAAAUAUUUCGUCGAUCCCUGAAUCUGGCCAUGGCUCACUUGAAGGAACGGAAAUACCUGAAAACUUGGGUUCAAGCCUCCUUGGUUUUUGCCUUGACCUGGUCGUUCGGCAAUGUCUUGGACCCUGAGGCUCGCUUGAAGUUUGAUUCUGCCCUGCGUGAUGUGAUCAAUGGAAAAAAUGCCGCUCACCCCUUGCCCGCCAUCUUGAACAACAAAUUCGAUGCCAUUCCCCCAAAUGAGGGAUCGCUCUUUGAUUUCUGUUUUGAGUACAAGGCUCGCGGUCAGUGGAAACAUUGGAGUGAUUCCUUGCGGAACUUGGACGUGGUUCAGUUCAUCGAUACCAAAGGUUUAUUCAUCCCCACAAUUGAAUCCGUUAGGUUGCAGUGUCUUCACCAACUUACCAAUGACACAUCCAUGCCAUUUCUUUUGUUGGGAGCCAGCGGCAUUGGUAAAUCAAGCGUGAUGCAGGCCAAACUGCAAGGCAUCGCCAUGGACACGGGGUCAUCCGUGUACUCUUUUCGAGUGGUGACAAAUUCCACGUCCAUGGAGUUGGUGGUGAGCCGAUUCGUUGCAAUAGCGACUUUCAAACCUCACUUAACCUCUGUUUCGUUUAAAUUCACGCAGAAUUGGUUGUCUUCACGCCUGAUCAAGCGGUACAAGAAUCGUUACGUACCGGAAAAGGAGGGUGGGGUUGUGUUCAUUGACGAUAUGACCUCGUGUCAAGAAUACAGACAAUUUAAUGAACAGCUCAUCCAAAUCCAAGAUCAAAGCUCUUGGGUCGAUUUUAUAUCAUUGGAGAAGUGUUCCCUGGAAUCGAGCAAAUUCAUGGCUUGCGCCUUGUUUGAUCACGACCAGCCCACCCACGAAUCAAGACUGAAUGCCCGACUUCUGAGUCGUUUCCAUCUGUUCCGUAUGCAAGAGCUCUCGAUGGAUAGCUUAAACAGAGUUUUUAGCCAAUUCCUUCACAACAAAUUCAAGGACAACCAAUUCUCGCCUGAGAUCAGCAGUGUGAUCCCUGGUCUCGUUCAGAGCACUCUCCGAGUGUACGAAUCAUGCCGUCAAGAUUUGGACCAAGGUUCACAUUCGAACUUGAGCAGGUUGAGAUUGCCUCCGCCCCAUUUACGAGAGCUCUUCCGGCUUUCGCAAAAUGUUUCCUACUUGAGUAAGGAACUGGCUGAGAACAAAAAGAUAUUCACCCGGCUUUGGGUGUUCGAGACCCUGCGACAUUUCUAUGAUCGCCUCCAAGAGCCGCAGGCCCGGACAUCGCUCAUCCAAGAAAUACGCAAUUGCGUCAAGACUAUAUUCAGAGAGAACUUCGAUUCGGCCUUUGAGCACUUGGGCAAAGUUAAUGGCAAGGUAACCGAGGUCAAUUUGAGAAAUCUCGUGUUCGAUCGCUUUCAAUCGGUAGAGACGAGGACGACCUCGGGGGACGAGGACAAUCAAUCUAAAGAGAGCCAAGGAAACGAUUCUCAUGAGGUUGAGACCGAGUUUGGGGUGAAAGAGAUGCCGUUAUCGGAAAUCGAGAAUCUAACGCAAUCCAAAUUGAAGAUUUAUAACGAAAAUGUCGCAAAAAUAAACGGUGGGAAAGUGGUGAACCUUUUGCCGGUCCGUUAUUUGUACGAAAUGGUGGCUACCUUGCAUCACGUUCUCCGAAUUCCUGGAGGAAAUGCCCUCCUUUUGGGCAAUGGGGGCGAAGACCGCCAAGUGCUCACCCGAAUUAGCACUAUUCUGGCCGGCCAGGCAUCCUUUCUCGUGGUCAAGACCUCGCCAAGAUAUGGCAUUGACGAAUGGCGAAAAGACAUCGGUGAAGCCCUUAAAAACGUGGCCAAAUAUGAACAUGACUUGGUGAUCUUUGCCACACUCGCUCAACUCCAGGCUCAACCGUUUUGCUUAUCCGACUUGGAAAGUCUACUGAAACGAGGGGAAAUCUUCAACAUAUUUUCCCCGGAAGAAAAUAAUGAAAUAAACGAGAUUAUGCACCAUCGCCUGAUGAACAAUGCUCGAGGGCGCAACGUACUGGAAGUAACGCCCAGUGCGUUAUUCGACAACUUCAUUGCCUUAUGCCAAUCUUGCGUCCACGUGUUCGUGUCAGUCAACGAGUACGAUCAAGAGGCCGGCCUCUGGUUCCGAAAUUGUCCCUCGGUUGUGAGACUGAUGAUCCCAAUUAUCUGUCAGCCCUGGCCGGAGGAUGCAAUGCUCAGAGCGUGUGACGUAAUCCUAGAACAAACCAAUUUAGAGAGGGACAGGAAAAGAACCAUAUACCCGGGCUUCAAAGCCAUUCACGACCAUUUUGGGCUGAUGGUACAAAACCAAAGCUUGGGGAAAAGUCCUGGCCUCACCACUAGUCCCAAACUUUUUGUACGAUGUUUGCAACUGUUUGCCAAUAAAUUGGAGAGUCUUUCCGCCGAAGCCACUCAAAAGGAACAUUCUCAUAAGCAAGCGCAAAAGAAAUACGACCAAAUAGGAAAACAGUGCCAAGCUAUGAGUGAUGAAAUAAAAAUCCUAGGAGAGUCUUUGAGGGAGCUUGAAUCCAAAUUGGCAGAAUUCAACCAGAAACGGCAAGAGGCCAAUAAUCUGCUGGAAGAAUAUAAUGGUAAAUUGGUACUUGCUAAACAAAAGGAAAACCACUUGACGAACGAACGAGAGCGGCUUCGGGUCACAUAUCAGGAAGCGGUUCUUCCCCUUGAGUUUAAUCUCCAAGAGAAAAAAAAGAAAGUGUCCUUACUCAAAGUGACUGAAUUAUCGAACGUGGCCAAAGGCCUCCGCACUCCGAAUGAACCCCUCAAAUUGUUGGCCUCAGCCCUGUGCAUUCUUUUCGAUGAUCAACCCAAUGCUUACGCAGCCAAAGAUGGCAAUAUCUUGCACCGGAAAGUUAAAGAUGCCCGAGAACAAACCAAACCAGAUGUUAAGCAGGCAAGUUUUGCACUGUACUAUCUUUGCCUAUCAAUUAAACUUGAUAAUUUUGAGGCUGACCCUUGGACGGUGGGCAAGAAGAUCUUGUCGGAUUUGUCUCUAAUCGACAAGCUUACCUCUCAUGUUGAUAUGGAAACUCAUUCCGUUCAAAUUGAAUUGGUUGCCAACCUAAUCUUAUCCGACCCAUCUUGGGAUCCCACCUCCUUUGCCAAGGGCCCCUUUUAUAGUGGAGAGCCCAUAGCAUUAUUGAUGGAAGCUUGGUGCAAACUUUAUCGAAGGCAACAAGAAAUCAAGCCACAAUUGGAUACUAUGGAUCAACUCGAGUUGGACAUUCAGACAGCUCACAACGUGUUCUUGGAUUUGCGGGAACAAUGUGGUAUCAUUCAAGACCAACUGGUGGCUUUGGAAAAAGAUAUUGAUCAACUGGAAGAAAACACCCUGAUAAAGAAGAAAGACCAAGAUCAAUGGAAAACCAAGCAUGAUAGAGCAGUCCAACUUUGUGGAUCAUGGUCUGCCAUUCAAGAGGUCUUUAAUGAAAAUUUGAACACUUCUCAGCAUCAAGUGGCACAUUUGGUGGCUGCCUCCAUGAUAUUCGCCUCUUCGCUGACAUAUUGCAUCACUCUCUCAGGCGACAUAAGGGAGGACCUUCGCUUCAAAAUUCGAGAAACGGCCAGUAAAUUGGCACCUGACAUAUUGGAUCCGUUUCGCGAUUACUUGCCUCAGUCCAAGGAAGAAUGCAAAUUCGUCUACGAAUACCAUGGGCUUGUGGAAGACUUGGCUUUCCGCGAAAACAUUACCAGCGUUCGCCAAUCUGCUAGAUGGAGUUGGAUAGAGGAUCCUCAUAAGACGUGCUUAGGCUGGAUUCGUGCUCAGUCAAUCAACCACAAGGAACCUGUUAUCCGAAGUCACGCUGCCUUGGUCCAAGAAAGCUAUGUCUCUUUGCUACAGGCGCUCAGGUCUGGGAGACCGCUCAUUGUACUAGACAUGAAUUCGCCCGAUUCCAUCUUGGAAGACGUGAUUGGACUGAAAAAGCGUGAUCCAUCGGCCGUGAACAACGAGGCAACCCAAAUCCAGCUACUUGGCCAGUCCUCUCCCGUCCACGAGGAAUUUCGUUUGUAUCUGAUUUGCCCACUUCGAUCUCCGUCUUCGCCGCUCAAACUCAGCAGUGUGCUUCAAAAUAUUUGCCAAUACACCAAUUUCGCUUUGACGCGUUUUUCUCUGCAGAGACAUUUUCUGGGCGCCAUUGUGACCAAAGAAUGCAAAGAGUUGCAGGAAAAAGUCUUGCACAAUGAAUUGCUAUUCUAUGAGUCCAACAAAGAUGCCACACGCCGUAAGAACGACAUAUUUGCAAUACUAGAAGAAGUGGAUAGCAAGUUAGUGGAAGACUCGCUUACGUGCUCCAAAUUAGUGGGCCUGUUCCAAGAGACUCAGGCUUCUCUGGACACGGCGCAGAAGGCCCAGCACGUGCGAGAAGAUUGCAUACAAAUGAUCGAGGCCUUCAGCCCGUUGGCUCAGCGAGUCUCCACACUUUUUCAAGCCAUUUCCAGACUCUCGUGUUUGGAUCCUAAUUAUGUGUAUGGCAAAUCUUGGCUUCUAGAUAUUUUGUCGCAUUCGAUUGUCAGUAGCAAUAAGUCGAAUAAUCUCAAACGACGGAUUUCGUUCAUUCGAGAUCAUUUUACGUUCAGUGUGUUUUCACGAGCCUCGUUUGCGAUCUCAUCGGAACAUCGCCUGGUUUUGGCAUUCUUUAUUGCUUGCCAUAUGCUCAUUGAAAAAGGUUCCCUUAUUUGGACGGAGAUGGAACUAUUUGCGCAUUUUUGGGCCUCGAUCAAAGAAGAAUUCCAUUUAAAGCGAAAUCUUCAUAGCCAGAAGUUGCGGAAGUUCCUUCAAUGUUAUGAGGACACAACCCAACAAGUCAAAGGAAUCCUUCAAGAUAUUGAGAAGCCGUCCAGUCCGUGGAAACUUUUCAUUGAUGCCAAAGAACCGGAUAAUCUUCCCCUGCCUGAGCCUUGGUAUUCCCGUUUGAACAAAUUCCAUCGCUUGUUGAUAAUUGGUUCGCUCAGACCGGACAAGAUUUUAGAAUUGGCGGAAAGCUUUGUCAAUGACAUCAUUGGCUACAUGUUCCUGCAAAUCAAGCCUUUGGAUCUAAAGAAAGUCCUUUCGGAUUUGAAGCCCACCAACCCAGCCGUGUUUUUUUCCAACCCUUCAUCCUCGAAUAGUCUGGCUAAUUUCGAACUUUUGGAAGCGGGGCAAGGAGGAACAACAGAUGGGAACAGAUAUUACGUCAGUUCGGAAUCACAAAUUCGAAACCUUUUAAGGUUUGCUCAGAACAAAGAGAAAAACGACUCGUUUAUCAUGGUCUUAGAAAAUGCAUCGGAUACCACCAUAAAUCAUCAUUGGGAAAAAGCUUGUCUUAACCCAAAUGUGGUACUUUGGGUCACCCUUAACAAGGCAUUCAACAAACAAGUUAGCUCAAGGCUAUUGGAAAUGUCGGAGAAGAUAUCAUGUGAAAGUGAGCUGAGUCUCAAAGGGCGAUUGCUUAGUACGUUUUUGACCAUAGCUGAAAAAAUGGCAAGCUCCUCAGAGAUGAGUAAAGAUGAAUGGCGAAUCAUCUUUGGCUUGUCCACAUUUCAAGAACUUCUUACAAGAAGAUCAGAAUUUGGCUCAAGAGCAGGAUUCAGUCAAAUCAUUCGAUUCAAUGACAAAGACAUUGCUAUUGCAUUUGACAUUUAUCAGAAAAUGAAGCAUGUGAACGAAACGUUCAGCGUUCAGGAGUACACCCAACUGGUGGGCAAGUACAUAUAUGCCAAUCAAUUGGUCCACUUUGAGGAGAAGAACUUACUCAUGAACCAUCUCGAGGAGUGUAUCAAUGAAAACACCAUGAAGAUCAGUCGUUUUCCAAUGAGUUUGUGCAAAGAUACGGACCUGGUCAUGCCAAACUGUUCCACGCCCAAUGCCUUUGCUAACUUUAUAAAGAAUCUGCCUUUGAAAGUGGAGGAAAACGCUUUUAAUUUAUGCUCUGGAUUUGCUAACGAGCGGAAUUAUUCACAAGGAAGAAAGUUCUGGCAAAGUAUGAGUAGAAUAACUCAAGAAUCUCAACUUGGUGACGAUUCCAUGGUCAUUCAAAUACCAAUAAACCCGAGGAGAGAACCCAGUCAAAGUGGUCGUAAAAGAUUGAAUGAUCUUGUAUAUUCGCAUGGCCUUUUGGAGGCCAACAAUGAGCUCUCUUGGGAAAUAUUGGAACAAGCUGCAUUACUCGAAAUGAUUCAAUCAGACAGUGGAGUUGGUCGCUCAGACGAAGACCUCGAGCAACUGUCAGUUUUUUUACGGACUCACAGUGAAUCGCGAGAUUUACAUUUGUUGCUUGUCCCAUUAGACAUAAUGUUUUGUCCAGGCUUUGUCUUGGAUUGCUAUCGAAGGCAAUUGGGUUACGUUCAAACCAAUUCACAAAUCUUGGCAGAUCUUCAUUUCCAAGAUAGGACUUGUUGUCAAAUCGAGCCAGAAUUGGAAACCGUCACAUUUUCGGGCAUCUUUUUAAUUGGUGCUCAAUUAUCGAGUCAAAGCCAUCAAAUCGAGGCAGUUCGUUCUUCUGCAUCAAUCGGAGAACAUAAUGAAAUACCUAAGAUAAUUAUGACUCUCAGAACCCGAGAAAGUGCUGAACCGAGCUCAAGUCUCUGUUCAAUCCCGUUUUUCGUUGGAGACAACAUGGUGGCUCUCAUUGGUGUGAAGUCUUGCAUUUCAAGUGAUCACGCGAUGAAAUCUUCAGUAAGACUCACGGUUCUCCAUCAUUCAUGAGGUCUCUAGCAUUGCCAAUUAUCUAUUCUCAAUUUCUUUCGAAUAAAAAAACUGC